AUGGUGGAGACUCUGGCCGUGGCUGUUCUGGGAGCCCCUAAGGUGGGCAAAACAGCCGUCGUCCGCCAGUUCUUGUACCACGACUUUACAGAGACCUACAGCCCAACGAAGCGCCGCUGUACCUACAGGCCCUCUGUCGUUUUCAACGGGAGCAUGUAUGACCUGAAGAUCAUGGAUGUGCCUCACUUAACGGCUUUCCCAGCCAACAGCUCUCAGGAGUGGUCAGACCUCAAAUCCCGAGGGUUGAGGAACACGGAUGCCUACAUACUUGUGUAUGAUAUCUGCAGCCCUGAGAGCUUUGAAUACGUGAAAAUGAUCCGUCAGCAGAUACAGGAAAACAGGAUGGGUAGCGCCGGUGAAGUCCCCAUCAUCGUGGUGGGGAACAAACGGGACCAGCAGAGGCAGCGCUUCAUGCCCCGGCAGACCCUCUCGGCGCUCGUCAAGAAGAGCUGGAAGUGUGGCUACAUGGCGUGUUCAGCCAAAUACAACUGGCACAUCCUCCUUCUCUUUAAGGAGCUGCUGGGCAGCGCCUUGGCCCACGGCUGCAAGAACAACCACUGUGCUGUGCGCCUCCAGGGGGCGCUGCAUAGGGACAGGUGCAGCCUCAUGUGA
This is a messenger RNA of Rhineura floridana, 612 nucleotides long. RefSeq names its product RAS like family 10 member A (gene RASL10A). Gene Ontology annotation, molecular function: GTPase activity; GTP binding. The transcript is spliced from 3 exons. The coding region runs from base 1 to 612 and encodes 203 amino acids. The record is from RefSeq and is a predicted model, not a curated record. NCBI's taxonomy places the organism in Eukaryota, Metazoa, Chordata, Lepidosauria, Squamata, Rhineuridae.